Messenger RNA from Thrips palmi, 5845 nucleotides. Its product is annotated as sodium/potassium-transporting ATPase subunit alpha. NCBI's taxonomy places the organism in Eukaryota, Metazoa, Arthropoda, Insecta, Thysanoptera, Thripidae. The transcript has 19 exons. Gene Ontology annotation, molecular function: ATP hydrolysis activity; P-type sodium:potassium-exchanging transporter activity; ATP binding. Gene Ontology annotation, cellular component: membrane. Gene Ontology annotation, biological process: proton transmembrane transport; intracellular sodium ion homeostasis; potassium ion import across plasma membrane. The coding region runs from base 239 to 3358 and encodes 1039 amino acids. The record is from RefSeq and is a predicted model, not a curated record.
GAGGGUGGGCAGGGAGCAGGGCGGCCAGAGUCGGUCGAGCUUCCGAGGAGAGCUAGCGGACAGCGUAGCGCAGCGUAUCACCCAGGCGCCGAAGGCGGUGCGGUGUAGUUGAGUGCGGUGCGGCGCGGCCAGCGUCUGGCCUGGGCUGGCUUUUCGGGCUUCUCGAAACUCUCCACGUGAAGGAUUACACCGGAGUGCAGGAUUGUGUGGCUUUCAGUGACGGAUUUCCUCAGCAACCAUGGCUAGCGACAAGCAUGGCCGGUCGGACUCGUACCGAGUGGCCACUGUUCCCUCCAUGGCAGACGACAACAGAACAUUCGACGGAGUCGCAAAGUCGCGGCGGAAAUCCCCGACUAAAGGGAAAAGAAAGGGAGAGGAUUUAGAUGACCUUAAACAAGAAUUGGAUAUCGACUUUCAUAAAAUAACGCCGGAGGAACUCUACCAACGUUUCCAAACUAGCCCAGACAGAGGUCUUUCACACGCUAAAGCAAAAGAGAAUUUGGAAAGAGAUGGCCCAAAUGCUCUCACACCUCCUAAAACAACGCCAGAAUGGGUCAAAUUCUGCAAGCAGCUCUUUGGUGGCUUUGCCCUGCUCCUGUGGAUUGGUGCCAUCCUCUGCUUCAUUGCAUACUCCAUCCAAGCCAGCACGGUUGAGGAACCUGCUGAUGAUAACUUAUACUUGGGUAUUGUACUAUCAGUGGUGGUCAUGGUCACCGGAACCUUUUCAUACUUGCAAGAGUCCAAAAGCGGCAGAAUUAUGGAUUCUUUUAAAAACUUAGUUCCUCAAUUUGCAACAGUUAUAAGAGAGGGAGAGAAGGUAACAGUAAGGGCAGAGGACUUGGUACUUGGUGAUGUUGUGGAAGUUAAAUUUGGAGACCGAGUUCCUGCUGAUCUUCGUGUUAUUGAGGCACGUGGCUUCAAAGUUGACAAUUCUUCAUUGACUGGAGAAUCUGAACCUCAAAGCCGCAGCGUUGAGUUCACUCAUGAGAACCCCCUUGAAACUAAGAAUUUGGCAUUCUUCUCAACCAAUGCUGUUGAAGGCACUGCUAAAGGUGUUGUGAUCAGCUGUGGUGAUCAUACUGUAAUGGGUAGGAUUGCUGGUUUAGCAUCUGGUCUAGACACUGGUGAAACACCCAUUGCAAAGGAAAUUCACCAUUUCAUCCACCUCAUCACUGGUGUGGCUGUGUUCCUUGGUGUUUCGUUCUUCCUCAUUGCUUUCAUUCUGGGUUACCAUUGGUUGGAUGCCGUCAUCUUCUUGAUUGGUAUCAUUGUGGCCAAUGUACCCGAGGGUCUCCUUGCAACUGUAACUGUGUGUCUGACACUAACAGCCAAGAGAAUGGCAUCAAAGAACUGCUUGGUUAAGAAUUUGGAAGCUGUAGAAACCUUGGGCUCCACAUCUACCAUUUGCUCAGACAAAACUGGAACCCUUACCCAGAACCGAAUGACAGUCGCACACAUGUGGUUUGACAACCAAAUCAUUGAGGCUGAUACGACAGAGGAUCAGUCAGGAGUUCAAUAUGACCGCACAAGCCCUGGAUUCAAAGCCUUGUCUAGGAUUGCUGCUCUAUGCAACCGAGCUGAGUUCAAAGGAGGCCAGGAGGGUGUUCCUGUUUUGAAGAAGGAAGUUGCCGGUGAUGCCUCUGAGGCUGCUCUUCUGAAGUGCAUGGAAUUGGCUAUGGGAGAUGUUAUGUCAGUCAGGAAGAAGAACAAGAAAGUGUGUGAGCUGCCUUUCAACUCAACCAACAAAUACCAGAUUUCUAUCCAUGAAACUGAGGAUCCUAAUGACCCCAGGCAUCUGUCGGUCAUGAAGGGAGCUCCCGAGCGUAUUCUGGACCGAUGCUCCACUAUUUUCAUUGGUGGCAAAGAGAAAGUUCUGGAUGAGGAAAUGAAAGAGGCAUUCAACAAUGCUUACCUGGAACUUGGUGGUCUGGGUGAGCGUGUGCUUGGAUUCUGUGACCAGAUGCUGCCAUCCGACAAAUAUCCAAUUGGUUUCAAGUUCGAUGCUGAUGAAGUUAACUUCCCCAUCACUGGAAUGCGCUUUGUGGGCCUCAUGUCCAUGAUUGACCCUCCCCGUGCUGCCGUCCCUGACGCCGUCGCUAAAUGCCGGUCUGCUGGUAUCAAAGUCAUCAUGGUGACUGGUGACCACCCGAUCACUGCCAAAGCUAUUGCCAAGUCCGUCGGUAUCAUUUCUGAAGGAAAUGAAACUGUGGAAGAUAUUGCUCAGCGACUGAACAUCCCUGUUUCUGAAGUUAACCCUCGUGAAGCUAAAGCUGCUGUUGUUCACGGUACUGAGCUGCGAGACUUGGACUCAGACCACUUGGAUGAUAUCCUUCGCCACCACACCGAAAUCGUGUUUGCCCGUACUUCACCGCAGCAGAAGCUCAUCAUUGUUGAGGGUUGCCAACGCAUGGGUGCCAUUGUGGCUGUGACAGGAGAUGGUGUGAAUGACUCCCCUGCCUUGAAGAAAGCUGAUAUUGGUGUUGCUAUGGGUAUUGCUGGUUCUGAUGUGUCCAAGCAAGCUGCUGACAUGAUUCUGCUUGAUGACAACUUUGCCUCAAUUGUCACUGGUGUUGAAGAGGGUCGUCUCAUCUUUGACAACUUGAAGAAAUCUAUUGCCUACACUCUGACCUCCAACAUUCCUGAAAUCUCACCUUUCCUGGCAUUCAUCUUGCUAGACAUUCCACUUCCACUUGGUACAGUUACCAUUCUCUGCAUUGACUUGGGAACUGACAUGAUGCCUGCUAUAUCUCUGGCUUAUGAAGCUCCAGAGGCAGACAUAAUGAAAAGGCAGCCACGUGACCCGUACAGUGACAAGUUGGUGAAUCACAGGCUCAUCUCCAUGGCUUACGGCCAAAUUGGUAUGAUCCAAGCUGCCGCUGGCUUCUUUGUGUACUUCGUGAUCAUGGCUGAAAAUGGAUUCCUGCCCAUCAAGCUGUUUGGUAUCCGUAAGCAUUGGGACUCGAAGGCCAUUAACGACCUUCCCGAUUCAUAUGGACAAGAAUGGACGUACAGGGACAGGAAAGCUCUUGAAUUCACGUGCCAUACUGCUUUCUUCGUGUCCAUUGUCAUUGUGCAGUGGGCUGAUUUGAUUGUCUGUAAAACAAGGCGUAAUUCUCUUAUUCACCAAGGAAUGAGAAAUUGGGCAUUGAACUUCGGUCUGGUAUUUGAGACUGCUCUCGCUGCCUUCCUUUCGUACACACCUGGAAUGGACAAGGGUCUCAGGAUGUACCCGCUCAAGUUUGUGUGGUGGCUGCCCGCCCUUCCCUUCACUCUCUCUAUCUUCAUCUAUGACGAGGUGCGGCGCUUCUACCUCCGUAGAUACCCUGGCGGCUGGUUGGAGCAGGAGACAUACUAUUAAGCACACCACCGUAUGCUGGCUGCGAGCCGCUGUUGCUCAGUAGACUCAUACCCACACUACGCUGUAAAAGUGUUCAAAAAAGUAGCCCUGACGGGAGACAUAAAUGGAUGAUAUUGAAGAGGUACUUUCCUCAAAGUCAAGAUCGGAAACAUAUUUUAAGAAACCAAUUUGCUUCGCUGGAGCCACGUUUUAGUAGGCAGCCACUAGGGACAACUAAGAAUGAGUUGCAGUAAUGGUAUACAAGUGUGCAUGUGGAUGGUGCGACUGGAAGGACCAUGUCAGUGAAAGAUUAUCAGGCAGUGUGGAAUGUACAGAUGUACAGCAUGGAAAAUGGACACCUAUGAAAGCCUCAUCACACCAAUGCCACAUUCUAAUUGUCAUUCUAGAACCAUUUUUUUUUUCUUCAUUUUUUUUUUAAAGAAGAGAAGAGUAUUUACUAUUUAGUUUACUAUUGUGUGCAAGAUGUAUAUGACGCUGCUGUAAAAUCUCCACCUUUUUUGUUUUUAGUAAUAUUUUUGUUGAUAUUAUCUUCUUUUAGUUAAUUUUCAGUUUUAGUGCGGGCUUCAAGUUUUUAGGAAAUGUUUGCCUGCUCCAGUAAUUUAGGAAAAAAUUCUCAACCAGUCAAGUGAUCUGACAACCAUGUUGGAGAGCUAAAUUAGUUAUAAAUUAUGUGAGAAAUAAUAUUUCUUUUUAACAUGAAGAGACUUAUGUUCAGAGAAAAAUAAUGAAAUGGUUUGUAACUACUUAUUGAUAAAGAAAGAGCAUAUAGAACACUUUAAUUGUUCGUUUAUAUAGAGUAAAAUAAGAAAAUGAAAAAAACAAAAUCUUGUUGCAAUGUUUUUGAAUAAAAGUGUGGUUUAUAAAAUUGUGCGAAAAGGGCAAAUUGCGAGCAUGGGGCACCUGGAGAAGCACAGCUUUUCCUACCACAUUGCCUCCAUCCACCAGUGUCAUGUGAAUCAUCAGUGUAAUUAAUUCAUGAAUGUGGAACACUUCUUCUUGUUAUGUGUAAAUUACCUUGCUGAUAUUUGCGAGAGAGCAAUUUUUUUUGUAUUGAUUUUUAAAAACACAUUUGUAAAACCUCCCCCCUUCAAUCCUAUUACUCUUACUGCCUAUUACCAAUGUUCUAAUUUUUACUUUAGAUUAGACUUUGAAAUUCUGAUAUGAUGAUGGGAUCCAUCAAUCUAGGAUACAAAGUGCUUGAUGUAUCUUGGGAAAACUGGAUAGAUAGGUUGUAGAUAUAUUUUUAGGAUAGUAUAACCAUGUUGUUAAUGUAAGUCAGUACACAAAUUUCACUGUUGAAGCUUGUUACAUGUGAGACUUGAAAAAAUUUACUUGUCUAGAUCCAAACUCCAGCGAUGUAAAAAUAAUGAAUAAUUACGAUGGUAAUUGAGAGUGGGGGAGGGGGGGAGAUUCAGCGGCAUCGGCUAUCCAGCCAGCUGGAUCCAGCUGCCCUGCCCUGCCCUGCCACUUGUGUUGGACCAGCAGCAACCAGAAAGCCGUCUGGUUCCUCGUCUCGUCUCUUCGCGUCGCUGCCGAGAAGGGAGGGAGGGGUACGAAUGAGUGAUUGAGCCGCGUGCCGUGCCGCACCGCGCCGCGCCGCUUGGAUGGGAGCUCUUCUCGGGUCGUGCUUGCGCUGGGCCCGCGAUGCGCCCGCGCCCUUUUUCACGCCAUUCCAUUCGAUACAUUCCACAUUCCGGGGCCCAUGGCGAGCCCAGGCCAGCCCAGGCCUCCACGCCUAGCCUAGGCUGCCUAGGCCAGGCCGACCCGCGAGGGGCUCCGUGCCACGCCGUGCUCGGGGCGGGCCCCCCGCGCGGUCCACUCCAGCCAAAACUGGAGACGGUGGUUGGAAAGUUGUUCUAUCAUUCUUACGAUGAUAUUGUACAUAUUUUAAAUAAGAACUUAUAAAUUAUUAUAUUUUUUUGUUUUUUCUUUUGUUUGAACUUACUCACAUCAGAAAUUUCCACCUCCUUGUAUUGGCUAUGAAUGAGUGCAUUGUAAAAAUGAUACGCAUUGUCAACCACAAAACUUGGUUACCAAAACCAUCUGAUCUGCAGGAUUUACUGUUAGACUUAGCCUGUAGAAUUUUAAACAAAUAUGACGGUGCAGUUUGUCCUUGUUUAUGAAUGAACGUGAGCAUUUAAUUUGUUAAUCGUAAUGUGUAGAUGCAUUGCUCGUGAUCUGUAAUAAUAAUAAGAAUAACUACACACAAUACUGCCUACCACAAUCUGCCGAUGGAGCGACUGGAGCGUUGUUCAAAAUAUGUAAGACAAUAACCAAUACAGCUUCCGGUUGGAUGAAGUGGCAGAAAGCCUCUAGUUUCUGUUGUGGGUGGAAAGAUCUAAGUGUGCAGUUGUCUUGGCUCAUCAUCAAUUUUUGGUAGAAUUUGAAAAAAAAGAAGAAAAACAAAGAAUUUUUACACACAAAACAUCGGAAUUGUGUAAGUUGUUUGCCAUAAGCACAUAAUAAAAAUGGUACAUGUUGAACAAA